Molecule: messenger RNA, 1381 nt
Organism: Leptopilina heterotoma
Lineage: Eukaryota; Metazoa; Arthropoda; Insecta; Hymenoptera; Figitidae
Exons: 8
Coding region: 37-1314 (425 amino acids)
Source: RefSeq, a predicted model, not a curated record
UUUUUUCCAGUUUUUUAUAUUUUACAUUUCUUUUUAAUGGCUUUUUUUAGUGAAAUACUAGUAAUUAUGAAAAAGCUGUUAAUUUUAUUAAUUUAUUUUUGCAUUUCUGUUACAAGUGUUUUCACAUUGGAAGAAAUAAAUUGUACGAUACAAAAUAAUUUUCUCGUAAAUAUUAGAAAUAAUCAUAAAGCCAACAUAUUUGAUGGGAAAUUGAGCAUUCAAUUUACGAGAGAAAAAUUCAAAGUCUAUACGUAUAAAAAUACGGAAGACGUUAAUUUUUUGAUAAAUGAAACGUAUGUAAAUUUUCAGGGACGAAUGCUAAUAGAUAAUUUAUAUGACAAAAUUAAACCAAUAAAUCAAAUUUUUCACACGCGAAUCUUGGGAGUUUCUGUCUUACAGGAUAUUUCUUGUUAUGACACUAUUCUCACACAGUGUCAAAUACUUUUACCGAGGAAUAAAACCGAUAGUCCCAAAUUUCCCUUUGAAGUGGAAAAUGAAAUUCUUCACUUGGCAGCGAGUUGUUUAAAUAUUGAGUUAACGGAAAAAAUUGGAAGCCUGUUGCCAAAGGAUUUUUCAAAAUCAACUGAUUUUUAUAAUUUUGGACCCCUUUCUGUUGAUUUAAAUCAUGAGAAUGGAAAUUCAUGCUCUAGUCAUUCAAUAACUGAGGAGAAAAAGAAAUUGAAUUCAAUGCAGUUGGCGCUGAAUACAAUUGUGGAUGUUGUAGUUAUAGAAGUGAAAACGUUUCUAAAAAAAAGAAAAAUGGAGAUAAUAAAAAUUCCAGACGUUUUUGAACCGUAUCAUGUAUUCACCGACACAUUUAUUCAAAUGGCAGGUUAUUUUCAAGCUACAAAUGGCACUUUCGAAGAUUUUUCAACAGUAAAAAGAACAAGUGAAGUUGUCAUUGAUCAAAGAAAUCAAAAGCUUUCAAUUUCAUUUGGCUUCGGACUCGACAGAGCAAAAAUUCAUUUUGGUUACUAUAAGGCAAAAUACGGUGUUUUAUCAAUGAGCGGAAAUAUAUCGGCAUCAGUUAAAACUAUUGAUGCUGAUGUCAAAUUGUCAAUGGAUUUCGAUAAAGAGCCAUGCAUAACAAGUUUGGAUGAUUUUCGCUUUUCGCAUUUCGAUGAUUUGCUAAUUAGUAUUUCCGGUAAUGUAAUACUUAGUCCCUUAGCGUCAAAGAUAGUGACGUCAGUUAUCAAUAAAUGGAGAACAGAGAUUGCUGAGUUUAUUGAAACAGUAAUUGGUCAACUUGUAACGUCUGAACUUGAUCAAUUCAAUUGUGAAACUUACAGAUCUGCUCUGAAUCCAGAAUGUUAGUUUCUAAUAAAAUAUUUACGUAUUUUAAUUAUAUGGAAAUUUUUUUUUUCUUUUCUUCAAUAUUUUU